Schistocerca americana (American grasshopper) is the source of this 1560-nucleotide messenger RNA. Its product is annotated as longitudinals lacking protein, isoforms H/M/V-like. NCBI's taxonomy places the organism in Eukaryota, Metazoa, Arthropoda, Insecta, Orthoptera, Acrididae. Gene Ontology annotation, cellular component: nucleus. The transcript is spliced from 8 exons. The record is from RefSeq and is a predicted model, not a curated record. The annotation marks the transcript as partial. Gene Ontology annotation, molecular function: protein binding. Gene Ontology annotation, biological process: regulation of transcription by RNA polymerase II.
UAAAAAAAAUUCAGUAAUAUCAAGAGCGCUGCAAAAUAGUUGCAGUGAAGUCAUACAGAAUAAUGGCAGUGAACGUUUUUAAGUGAGACCCUGCCAUCACGAUAUAUUGUUUCUCGUAUUUUUUUCACAUGACUAUUAUAUACUGUAUGACGUCAUAAGGAAUUGUGAGGGCGUCAUUUGAGGAGAUUUACAGAAGAUCCAAACCAGGGUUUUGAGGUCAGAGCGGCAAUGGCUGUGCAGCAGUUUUGCCUUCGAUGGAAUAAUCACCAGCCAAAUUUUAUCUCGGUUUUCACACAUCUACUAAGCACGGAAUCUCUGGUGGAUGUGACACUAGCUGCUGAGGGCAAGCAUCUCCAGGCUCACAGAGUAGUUCUCUCUGCUUGUAGCCCAUACUUUCAGAUGCUGUUUACAAUGAAUCCAUGCCAGCACCCAAUUGUUAUUCUGAAAGAUGUUAAAUAUGAUGACUUGAAAAUAAUGGUAGAUUUUAUGUACUAUGGCGAAGUCAACAUCUCGCAUGAACAGUUGCCAGCAAUUUUGAAGACUGCAGAACUAUUGAAAGUCAAAGGCUUGGCAGAGAACUCGGAUCCAGGCUUGACCAAGCAGGCAAGUGGCUCAUCUGACCGUGCAGAGUUGUUGGCACCCGGAGAUUCUGCCUGGGACAGUGCAAGUCGCCGCAGCCCAUCACCUUUAUCAAUUGCAGCCAAGCGGAAAAGGCUGCGAAAGUCGUCUACAGGUUCAGGGUCUGGCUCCACAGAACGGGGUACCUCUGAGGAACUCCUGACUGGUGAAGUGACUUUAGUUCCUUCUCCAGCACUUGUAAAAACUGAAACUUCUGGCUUCCCAGUGGUGCAGUCAAGUGGAGGAGGCAGCACAGACGCAGAUAGUGGUGGCACAGGGCGCAGUGCUGAUAGCUCCCUACGCACUGGAGGGCAGGAACCUAGCACUGACUCGGAGCCACGGAAUGGAUCCCAUGAUAGCACUGAUGAUGAUCCAUUAUCCAUUCAUAUACCACCAGAAAGUGAAGGCAGCAAUCCUAAGGUGGAAUCCAAUGUGUCAGAGUACAGUCAAGGUGAAACUCAAAGCCAGCAGUCUCAUCAAAUGCACAUCUCUCCACAAGGAAAACCACCAUCAGCAAAACGUAAUAGGUGGCUGGUGCGACAGCCGCGUGUCAAGAAAGAGGGUGAUGCAGGUCAGGAGGAAGUUGAGCUUACUGCUCCUGCAGCUUUAUCACCAACCGUGCCCAGCCCUUCACCCCAAGUAACAGAGAUGCAAACCACAGUUGUGACACCAACCACCACUGUCCAGCCUCAGCAUUCACCGCCACAGCAGCUGCUUCUUGCGGUUCCACACCGUGUCGAACGGCAGAGCUCAGAACCUGGGCCUAGUCGCAGUUGCCAGCUUCUGACAGUGCCGCAGACACCAACCUACCUGGUGAAGCAGCAUUCUGACCCACAGAUACAGAGUGUAGUAUCCACUCAUACGCCUCUGCUGACAAUUCAGCGUCAACUCUCGCAGCAGCAUCAGCAGCAACACCACUUGCAGCAGCAUCAACAACAACCA